GAUGUUGUAGUAAAACAUGUGUGCACAAUUUUAAAACAACAUUUUGUUAUUAUGCAAGAGUUUUUCUUUGACUUUUAAAAGAGAAGCUUUGGUGUUAUUGACACAGUUUCAUUGAUAGUUCAAAAUCAUUGAGUUCCACUACAUUAAGCAUGAUUUUAAUUUUUAAUUGGUAAAUUAUGAGCCUUCUGAGGGGACUUCUUGCCAGUCGGCACCUGACCGCCGUCCCUUUCAAACGGAAGGUGACCACCUGGUCAAACUUAGCCACUGCUUUCAAUUCAAAACCUGAGCACAGAAUUAACUUCGGAAUAACAAAAAACGAUGCCGGUUUAUUUGGAGUGCCUGAGCUUCGAAGCGCUGAUGGAUUCUACCUAUUGCAACAACAGGCUGAAUAUGAAACAGAAAAGCUCAUUGAAGAGACGGGGUCCAAAACCAGACAAAGGGCAAUGGUCAAAGUCUUUGAUGAGAUGUCUGACUGUCUAUGCAGAGUUGCUGAUCUUGCCGAGUUUGUACGCAUUGCCCACCCCAAGGCCUCGUACACUCAGGCUGCAGAAAAUGCUUGCAUAGCAAUUAGUGGAAUUGUAGAAAGAUUAAAUACUCAUCCCGAGCUGUAUCAUCGGCUAAAAUCUGUUUUGGGGAACAAAGACAUUGUCCCAACAAGUGCCCUAGAUGAUCAUGUUGCUGAAUUAUUCCUCUUCGAUUUCGAGCAGAGUGGAAUCCACCUCUCCGAGUCUGAACGUCAAAAAGUGGUCAACUUAAAUAAUUCAAUACUGCAGUAUGGUCAGCGCUUUAUGACUGGAUGCAUUUCUCCAAGAUCAGUACCAAAAAGCGAGUUUCCCACGAGCACCAGACACUUAUUUAUGGCUGAUGGGGAAAACUUGAUUGUGACUGGACUUUAUGCUGAUUCUGGCAGCGAUUUGGCGCGGCAAACGGCGUACAAAAUGUUCCUUCAGCCUGAUGAGCUGCAGGAAUAUUUUUUAUCAGAAAUGCUGACCAACAGGCACGAACUAGCCAAAUUGUGUGGAUUCCCAACCUACGCCCACAGAGCAUUAAAAUCAAGCACUGCCGAGACGCCACAAAUGGUCUCGGAAUUUUUGGACCAGCUUUCUUCGGAAUUGAAACCGAGGGCCGAACAGGAUUUCCUCAGUAUGCAGAGAUUAAAAAUUGCUGAAAAUCCUGAGUCGAAAAGUUUAGCUGCAUGGGACGUUCCUUACCUGACCCACAAAGUGAAGAAAGCGUGGCUCCAGCUUGGAACAGGAGCUGAAUUUGCACCCUACUUGUCGUUGGGAGCUUGCAUGGAAGGGCUUGACAAUUUGAUCCACUCCCUGUACAACAUUCGACUUGUGAAUGCCGAGAUGGAGUUCGGAGAGUCAUGGAGCCCUGAGGUUUACAAACUAGCUGUGGUUCACAAUGAUGAAGGUCUGCUAGGUCACAUUUACUGUGAUUUCUAUGAACGAACAAACAAACCCAAUCAAGACUGCCACUUUACUAUAAGAGGAGGAAAGCAACUUCCUGAUGGAACUUAUCAGAAUCCCAUCGUUGUACUUAUGUUGAGUCUUCCAACACCCAGAUGGUCAAGUCCAUCCCUUUUGUCUCCUUCCAUGGUUGACAACUUGUUCCACGAAAUGGGCCACGCUUUACAUUCUAUGCUAGCCAGGACAAAGUACCAACAUGUCACGGGCACUCGAUGUGCAACUGACUUUGCAGAAGUUCCCUCUGUUUUAAUGGAAUAUUUUGCUGCAGAUCCACGAGUAAUUAGAAGCUUUGCGCGUCACUACCAGACCCAUGAGCCAAUUCCCGAUGCUAUGUUGGCCCGACUUUGUGCUUCGAAAAACGUCUUUGCUGCUUCAGAAAUGCAGCUUCAAGUGUUUUACUCUGCAUUAGAUCAAAUGUACCAUGGACAUCACCCACUACCAGGGAAAGACACAACAGAAAUUUUAAAAAUGGUCCAAGAAAAACAUUAUGGCUUACCUUACGUUGACAAUACUGCAUGGCAGUUGCGGUUCAGCCACCUGGUGGGCUACGGUGCCAAGUACUAUUCUUAUCUUUUGUCAAGAGCAAUAGCAUCCUGGAUUUGGCAGCAGUAUUUUGAAGAGAAUCCAUUUUGCAGCGAUGCAGGCGAACGGUUUCGAAGAGAGUGUCUGGCCCACGGCGGAGGCUUGCCCCCAAGGCAGCUAGUUGCUGCCGCUUUGGGCAGACAAGUAACCCCACAGCAAUUGGCAUCAGCUCUAGUCAGAGACCUGGAGGCCAGGGACAAAAUUGUCAACCAAGUUGUUAACAAAUGUCUGUGAUUUGACCCGAUUCAUAAUUCAUUUUUGUGGUUCUCUCUACGCGCUAGUGUUGUGACAAAAAUUUAUUGAAUAAAUAAAAACAGUAUUCAGCAAAAAGCAGGAUGAA
Molecule: messenger RNA, 2394 nt
Organism: Neocloeon triangulifer
Lineage: Eukaryota; Metazoa; Arthropoda; Insecta; Ephemeroptera; Baetidae
Product: mitochondrial intermediate peptidase
Exons: 10
Coding region: 177-2288 (703 amino acids)
Biological process (GO): peptide metabolic process
Cellular component (GO): mitochondrion
Molecular function (GO): metalloendopeptidase activity
Source: RefSeq, a predicted model, not a curated record